Molecule: messenger RNA, 1887 nt
Organism: Pan troglodytes (chimpanzee)
Lineage: Eukaryota; Metazoa; Chordata; Mammalia; Primates; Hominidae
Product: protein FAM74A7
Exons: 2
Coding region: 327-806 (159 amino acids)
Source: RefSeq, a predicted model, not a curated record
GCUGCCAUUGCGGAUUUUGCCAGCUUCAGCCAGUUUAGUCCUAAGAAGGAACUUCUGACCCUAGACAUCCUGUUUUCUAAAACUAAGCAGUUAAAGCUGAAUGGGAAUUUAGCUCUGUCACAUAGGCAUUGGUUGGGCAACAAAAGCAGGGUAGGGCUCCAGCUAAGCCACGUAGGCACUACGGAUGGGCAACAGAAAGGUUGGUUUCUGGGCAAUUCAGAGAAACCAAGGACAGCUACCCCCAGAACUCAGAGUAGCCAACUGGGCUGCUCACAGGAGAUGCCUUAACUGAAAGGUGAUCAGACUCCACAGGAGACCCAGAGAAGAUGUGGAGGGAGCUCAGAGGCUGUCCUGGAGGAGACGUGGAGACAGCUCAGAGGCUGUCCCGGAGAAGACGUGGAAAGAGCUCAGAGGCUGUCCCAGAGAAGACGUGGAGAGCUCAGAGGAUGUCCCAAACAAGAGAGAGCUCAGAGGCUGUCCCAGAGAAGAUGUGGAGAGAGUUCAGAGGCUGUCCCGGAGAACACGUGGAAAGAGCUCAGAGACUCAGAGACUGUCCCGGAGAAGACAUGGAAACAGCUCAGAGGCUGUCUGCAAGAAGACGUGCAGAGAGUUCAGAGGCUGUCCCAGAGAAGACAUGGAGAGAGCUCAAAGGCUGUCCACAAGAAGAUGUGGAGAGAGUUCAGAGGCUGUCGUUACUGCUGCACUUGGCUGUUUUUCUUUGGAUAAUUAUUGCAAUCAAUUUUAGUAAUUCAGGUGUUAAAUCACAGUCAAGCACCUAUUUACCUAGUGGUAAAAUCCUUAAGUAAGUCAUAUUUGGUUGGGAAGAUCAAAGAAAUCACCCAGUCUCCCACAUCCGAAAUUGUGCAGUCUGGACUGUCAGGAACAAAAGUGAAAGAGAGACAUCAUCAAGGCUGGGCGCGGUGGCUCAUGCCUGUAAUCCCAGCACUUUGGAAGGCCAAGGAGGGCGGAUCAUGAGGUCAGGAGUUCAAGACCAGCCUGGCCAAUAUGGUGAAACCCUGUCUCUACUAAAAAUACAAAAAUUAGCCAGGCAUGGUGGCAGGUGCCUGUAAUCCCAGCUACUUGGGAGGCUGAGGCAGAAGAAUCACUUGAACCUGAGAGGCAGAGGUUGCAAUGAGCCAAGAUUGUGCCAUUGCACUCCAGCCUGGGAGACAAAGCGAGACUCCAUCUCAAAAAAAAAAAAAAAAAAAAAAGAAUGACUAAAAUUAAGAAGAUUGAUGAUUCCAAAUAUUCGUAAAGAUGUAGAACAACUAGAACUCCCACAUAUUGCUGAUGAAAAUGAAGAAUAAUACAUUACUUUGGAAAAUACUUUGGUACUGAUUUACCAUAUGACCCCAAAAUCUCACUGGUAGAAAUUUAUACAGGAAAAAUGAAAACAUAUGCUCACAGAAAGCUUGUAUACACAUGCUUAUGGCAAUAAAUUUAUUUAUAGUUGCCUACCAACAAGUGAUGAACAAAUAUAUUUUAGUAUCUUGAUACUACUUUCUAGCUAGAAAAGGAAUACUACUAAGCAAAAAUAGAGGAUGAAGUAGUAAUAUACAUAACAUAGAUGAAUUUAAAAACACCAUGCUGAUUGAAAGAAAACAAUUAUCAAAUACACAGUGUAAUAUUCUAUUCACAGAAAGUUUGAAAACAAAAAACUAUAGUCUCUGAAAGAAAACCAUUGGUUGCAGGAAGGUGGGGAUUCAUUGGCCACAAAAGGGACUGAGGAAACUUUUUAUGGGUAAUGGAAAUAUUUUAUAUCUUGAUUGUGGCACCAAUUAUACAACUGUAUGUACACAUUUGUCAAAAUUCUAAUUGUAUUAUACACAACAUGAGUGACUUUAACUGUCUAUAAAUUAUAUCUCAAUAAAAUUGGUCUUAAAAGAU